Molecule: messenger RNA, 1080 nt
Organism: Hansenula anomala
Lineage: Eukaryota; Fungi; Ascomycota; Saccharomycetes; Phaffomycetales; Wickerhamomycetaceae
Gene: GAL7
Product: UDP-glucose:hexose-1-phosphate uridylyltransferase
Exons: 1
Coding region: 1-1080 (359 amino acids)
Biological process (GO): beta-D-galactose catabolic process via UDP-galactose, Leloir pathway
Cellular component (GO): cytoplasm
Molecular function (GO): UDP-glucose:hexose-1-phosphate uridylyltransferase activity; zinc ion binding
Source: RefSeq, a predicted model, not a curated record
AUGUCCUUUGACUUCACAAACGAUUCUCAUCGUCGGUAUAACCCUUUAAACGAUUCCUGGGUCCUAUGCUCUCCUCAUCGUGCUAAAAGACCAUGGCAAGGUGCUGUGGAGGAUGUUCAAAAACCUACAUUACCUGAAUAUGAUGCCAAUUGUUAUUUAUGUCCUGGUAAUAAAAGAGCAACUGGUCCAAUGAAUCCUCAAUAUGAUUCAACUUUUGUGUUUCCAAAUGAUUAUUCUGCUGUUAAAUUAGAUCAACCAGAUUAUUCCCAAUCUGGUGAAUCAAUAAAAGAUCGGUUAUUAAUUACUCAAGGUGUCAAGGGGAAAUGUUUUGUUAUUUGUUUUAGUCCAAAACAUAAUCUAACUCUACCAUUAAUGAACCAUGAUGAAAUUGUUCAAAUUGUGCAAACUUGGCAAGAUUUAUAUAAAUCUUGUAAAAAACAAGCUUUACAAAAUGAAGCUCCAUAUCGUUAUAUUCAAAUUUUUGAAAAUAAAGGUUCGGCAAUGGGGUGUUCAAAUCCUCAUCCUCAUGGUCAAGCUUGGUGUUUAGAUACAGUCCCAUCAGAAGUUGAUCAUUUAUUGAGAAAUUUAUUGAAAUAUUAUAACAAGAACCAAACUCAUUUAUUUGAAGAUUAUAUUAAAUUAGAACAACAAGAACAAAAAAGAAUUGUAUUGGAAAAUGAUUCAUUUAUUGUUGUGGUUCCAUAUUGGGCACUAUGGCCAUUUGAAACAUUGUUAAUUUCAAAGUCUCAUUUAAAAUCAAUUGAAGAAUUUAAUGAAAAACAAAAGUCAGAUCUUGCUACGAUUUUGAAAUCAUUAACAACAAAAUAUGAUAAUUUAUUCAAUACAAGUUUCCCUUAUUCAAUGGGGUUACACCAGGCUCCAUUCAUCUCUUCAGAUGAAAUAAAUGAAAUUUCUUGGUUUCAUAUCCAUUUUUAUCCACCUUUAUUAAGAUCAGCCACUGUAAAGAAAUUUUGUGUUGGGUUUGAAAUGCUUGGUGAAGCUCAAAGAGAUUUAACAAGUGAACAAGCUGCUGCUAGAUUACAAGAAUUAGAUGGCGAUGUUCAUUAUUUAAAUAAAUAA